UGAUCGCAGUCUUGCAGCGCGCCCCCAAGACCUGCAGACCACCGUGUCUGAACACCUACAACAAGCGCUUUUAAAGAGACAGCACCGGCUCACUAAGACAUCAUGGCGGACUCCAGCUUCAACAACAUGACAUCCCUUGCCCGGGCUCUGUCACAGGCGUCUCUAGACGCGGCAGAAGUGAACGAUAUUGUUCCUCCGAGAAGUCUUCAGCUGCAUCCAUGCCGAAGGAGAAAGUUAUCGAGCUGUAACUCGUUUGAGAACCUAGAACCGCUGAGUUCACCUUCCUCCUUGGAGGCACGAGUCCUGGUCAUCAACACCGGAGGAACCAUCGGGAUGACACUUCAUGAUAACGUGCUUGCUCCAAAGGCUAAUGCUUUUGUGCAGGGCCUGCGCAGGUUGCCUAUCCUCCAUGAUGAGGUGUAUGCCCAGCAGACCAGCCUGUAUCAAUACUACGGAUCAGAGAACAGCCUGGUCCUGCCGAAGCCAACGCCCCAUUCUGGUCCUCUAUUUCACGGGCUGAGUAAAGGCAAUAAGAGGAUAGUUUACACUGUUUUGGAGUAUUGCCCUCUGCUGGACUCCUCCAAUAUGACCACAGAAGACUGGGGGAGGAUUGGAAAGGACAUUGAGAAAAACUAUGAAAAUUACGAUGGCUUUGUGAUCCUCCACGGCACAGACACUAUGGCUUACACUGCCUCUGCCCUCUCCUUCAUGUGUGAACAUUUGGGCAAACCAAUCAUUCUCACUGGAUCACAGGUGCCGAUCUAUGAGCUGAGGAAUGAUGGCAGAGACAACCUGCUGGGGGCGCUGCUGAUUGCAGGCCAGUUUGUCAUUCCUGAGGUGUGUCUAUAUUUUUACAACAAACUCUACAGAGGGAACCGUUCCACCAAGGUGGAUACUGGAAGUUUCAAUGCGUUCUCCUCUCCUAACUUGGCCCCGCUGGUCACUUGUGAAGUGGACAUCACAAUUAACUGGGAUACAGUGUGGAGGGCGAACACCACGGCAAAGUUUCAAGUCAGCACCGAGCUGAACAGGAACGUGGGGCUGCUCCGGCUCUUCCCAGGAAUCACUGCUGCUACUGUGAGGGCUUUCCUGCAGCCGCCCAUGGAGGGUGUUGUCCUGGAGACCUAUGGCAGUGGGAAUGCCCCCGAUAACCGUCCUGACCUGCUGGAGGAGCUGAAGAAAGCCACAGACAGUGGUGUCAUCAUCAUCAACUGCACCCAGUGUCUGAGGGGGACCGUGUCUACGUCUUACAACACUGGCAAGGUGUUGAUGGAUGCCGGGCUGAUACCUGGUUGUGACUUGACUCCAGAGGCUGCCCUGUCAAAGCUGUCCUAUGUAUUGGCAAAGAAAGACUUAAAUCUUGAUGCCAAGAAAAAGAUGAUGGCUCAGAACCUGCGGGGGGAGAUGACUUGUGACUUAGCAGGAGCCAAGCUUUGUUUGAGUGACAGCCGUUUCAUCCAGGUCAUCGCCAAGUCCCUGAGCGUCAGCUGCAAGGAGGAGCUGGAAGCCAUCCGGGAUGCCCUGGCCCCCCCGCUGGCCUGUGCUGCUGCUAAGAUCGGAGACAUUGAGGCCUUAGAAGCACUAAUGGAAAUGGGCUGUAACUUGUGCCUGAGUGACUAUGAUGGACGAACACCCCUACAUGUUGCUGCCUGCGAAGGCCACCUCAAACUGGUGGAGUACCUACUGAGUCAUGGAGCCACAGUCUAUGCUAAAGAUCGCUACGGGGACACACCCCUAUGUAAUGCUGUUCGCUUCAGGCACAAAGAUGUUGUGAAGCUGCUGAGAAAGACCGGAGCCCACUUCUCCAGAGACGAGUUGGAGGAAGCAGGAACAGAACUGUGCAGCCUGGCAGCCAGCGGUGACCUGGAGGGCCUGGAGAUCUGGAGCCUUGCUGGAGUCGAUCUGAGUAAACCAGGCUAUGACGGACAGACGGCGAUCCGAGUGGCCCAGGCUGUUGGCAAUAAGGAAGUGGUAGCAUUUUUAGUCCAAGCCAUGAGCAAAAAAGCCAAGACAGUAUUUGGUGAAUUUAAUGAGUAUGAUGAAUAUGAUGAUGAUGAUGAUGACGAGAGUGGAGUGAUCAAGUUCACAGCCCCCCCGUCAGGCCCGUGAGCUGAUGCUAUCUCAACCUGCAGGACCCGUCCUCUGACGCCAUCCACUUCCUGCCAAGCCGUCCUCGACACACCGUCCUGUUGAAUUUCAGAGUUUCUCUCACAUGGAAUGCUAAGAUUUUUAUAAU
Molecule: messenger RNA, 2236 nt
Organism: Centropristis striata (black sea bass)
Lineage: Eukaryota; Metazoa; Chordata; Actinopteri; Perciformes; Serranidae
Gene: aspg
Product: asparaginase homolog (S. cerevisiae)
Exons: 18
Coding region: 103-2109 (668 amino acids)
Biological process (GO): amino acid metabolic process
Molecular function (GO): asparaginase activity; protein binding
Source: RefSeq, a predicted model, not a curated record